Mesorhabditis belari is the source of this 2433-nucleotide messenger RNA. Lineage: Eukaryota; Metazoa; Nematoda; Chromadorea; Rhabditida; Rhabditidae. The record is from the annotation of a GenBank genome assembly.
AUGUCGACACAGAGUUCAAUCUCGAUUUCUUGCCUCGGCCGCCCUUUCCAGCCGGGCAUGCUGUACGAUUGUCGUCGAGACGAUGUGAUCCCUGCGAUCACUCUAUGGAACCCGGACAAGCUCAAGGAUAAAGAUGCGCUCAUCUCGGAACCUCUAAACUUCGUCAAAACCGAGCUCAUCACCGAGGACACGGUCAAAGAGAAAUCGGAGAAACUCGACAUAAAUGCCUCGUUGAAGUUGAGUUUGUUGGGUGGGUUGUUGAAGGUGGAGGGAUCUGCGAAAUAUCUGACCGAUCAGAAGAAGUCGAACAAGCAAAUGCGAGUGAGUUUUACCUACUCGAUGACAUCGCGCACCGACACUCUGUCGAUGGCCCAUAUGAGCCCCAACGACAUUCAACACCGUGAUGUUUUCGAGAAAAACGAGGCCACUCACGUGGUUACCGGGGUCACCUAUGGCGCCGAUGCGGUAUUCAUUUUUGAGCAAGAUAUCGGCAAUUUGGUGAAUACGACGGACCUCGAUGGUAGUCUAUCAUCUAUGGCGAACUUGGUCAAGAAAUCGAUCACUGGAGAUGGGAAGGGAAAAUUGACGACAAAUGAGACCGAGUUGUGCAAUAAUCUUCGAUGCAAGUUCUAUGGGGAUUUCCAGUUGCCUCAACCACCUAGCAAUCUGGAAGAGGCGAUGAAGGUCUACCGCGAGUUGCCCUCGAUCAUCGAGAAGUGUGGGACGGUUCCAAAAAAGGUUUGGCUGUACCCGUUGGUCAAUUUGGACUCCAAAGCUGCUCGUCUAGUACGCGAGAUCGAUUUGAAUCGAAUCGUCGAAACCGAGUCGAUCAUGGAGGGUCUGAACGAAGCCGAGAUCAAAGUCAACGAUAUCCUCGAAUCGUGUCAUCCGAUGUUCUUGGGAUUGAAGCGACAAGCAAACGAUUUCAAGAAAUAUCUCGCCGAGUUCAAGCUGAACUUUGGCAGCAAGUUGCAAACCAUUUUACCGAAAAUUCGAGGCGGUACGGAAGACGAGGAGAAGUUCGUGGAGCUCUUGAAUGAAGUAAAUCAGUCCUCAUUUGCUCCAUCACUUCUCCAACAUUGGACCGACGAGAAACAACGUGAAAUCAACAGAUUGAACAAUCUCAUCAAGCAACUCAAAGAGCGUCUAACAUCGAAAAACGUGACGAUUGCCUCGAAGCGAAACGAUGUCGACAGUGUGUUGGACGAUGCGGAAAGCGAUUUGGUGCUAAUUUUGGUUUUUCGAGUGACCGGGAAAACGGAUUUGUACCUGCGCCACUUAGAGAGUCAUCUUCGUGCUCUGCGAAUUUCGACGGAUAAAGAAGGCGAAGAAGAAGAUCAUGGGCAAGAUCAUUGGUUUCCAAUUGUUAAAGAAACGGCGAUGACAUUCAUGAAAUUCGCCGAAAUCAAUCAACACGAUAAACCGGUGAAGUUCGUCGUUCACUCCGAGGAGGCAAAAGAUGGGGAUCUUUGCGCACAAAUACAUUUGCAUCACAUUUCAAAGAAGAUCAAAAAAGAGUUCACUCUGCCGUCGACACCCGGAAAGCCGACGUUUCAGAUUGAAUCGAAUCCGAAUGAGCCCGACAAGCCGAUUGUCAAACUGCAGUGGGAUAGGCCGAACGUGGGCCUUGAGAAUGUCACCUCUUAUAAGGUUCAGUACUUGCCACACUCACCAGAGAAGGACUGGACAAAAAGUCAAUUGUUUAUAACAAUGGAUACCGAUCCAACAGCCAUAAUCCAUGGGCUCAACCUAGGAGAAGCCUACGUUUUCAGAGUUUGCAGUUGUUGUGUUGUGGGCGAUGGGGAGUACGGUGAGGUGAGCAUCCCGAUCGCCAUUGGAGAGCCAAAACUGGAUGAGCAAGCUGUGGUGGAUGAGACCGAGCCAAAAGAAAAUGAAGACAAGCAAAAGAUUUCACAAUCGGACGUUUGGGUAACCGUUCGUCAUGGUGCACCAUUUCCCGCUGAUGCUGUCCGAGCAAUGGAUCGAGAGCUUAAGGGCGGUGACUCGACCACCCAAAAUAGCUAUGUUUCCGUCUGGUAUGAUAUGCGAGGCAAGGCGAAAUUCGGCCGAGCCUAUAACAACAAUGGAGUCGUUGCAGGAUGCCACCCACGAGGCACCAUGCUCACCUGGAAAUCGUACACUACAUGGACUUCGGUGGUACGCGAGAGCACCGAUGGGGGCGACUUUCUGAUUUUGACAAAUCCUAACAAAAAUGUGACCUAUCGAUGGGUGAAACCGGUCGAGUUGAGUGACCCGACUAACCGUUUGAUUACCAUCGACGACUUUUGUCCGGCUGUCGUCUCAGCGUCGGGUCGGGAAUUGCUGGGAAUGGCGUCACCAUCGACCUCCGUUGCCUGGACCACCUAUGGUAACCAAAGAUAUUAUCAUGAUGGAAAUGAAUACGACCAAUGUCAUUUGCUAGUUCGAGACUUU